Messenger RNA from Hipposideros armiger (great roundleaf bat), 937 nucleotides. Its product is annotated as alpha-1,6-mannosylglycoprotein 6-beta-N-acetylglucosaminyltransferase A-like. The annotation marks the transcript as partial. Gene Ontology annotation, cellular component: membrane. NCBI's taxonomy places the organism in Eukaryota, Metazoa, Chordata, Mammalia, Chiroptera, Hipposideridae. The transcript has 3 exons. The record is from RefSeq and is a predicted model, not a curated record.
AAUGUCCCUGGCCGGAAUCCCUGCCUUUCGGAGCCGCGAGACCAGAAGCUGGGAGAAGUUGGAGAGGUCGGGGAAGGGAGGGUUGGAAGAAAUUGCGGACAGGCACCCCUACCCUGGUCGCCUGAGCCGCCGAGGAGUGUCUCUGCCGUGUCCAGGCCGAGUGUGGACGCGCCAAGCGCGGCCCCGCCAGGGCUGGGAGUUUGCAGACCGUCCCUGCAGCGGCCAGCUCGGCGGCGGCCCUGCGGCUCCCGCGGCUGCCGCGGCGGCCCCGGGCGAGAUCCAGCCCAGGUAACUGCGCCGCAGGCUCGGGGCGCCGCGACUCCGUGCUUCGCCGCGUCUUGGGCCCCACCGGGACCGCGGCUGGCUGGCGCUCCCGGCUGCUGCUGCUGCUGCUCAACACGGAGCACAAUGGAAGCGAGGAAAGAAAAUCGGCUGACACAGGAGCCAGAGUGAGACGGACGAACCCACCAUGAACUUGUGUCCCCCGGCUACACUUUAACAGCCAACGGCAGGUGAAGUUGCCGGAGGGCAAUGGCUUUCUUUACUCCGUGGAAGUUGUCCUCGCAGAAGCUGGGCUUUUUCCUUGUGACUUUUGGCUUCAUUUGGGGUAUGAUGCUCUUGCAUUUUACCAUCCAGCAGCGAACUCAGCCUGAGAGCAGCUCCAUGCUGCGCGAGCAGAUCCUGGACCUCAGCAAGAGGUACAUCAAGGCCCUGGCAGAAGAAAACAGGAAUGUGGUGGAUGGGCCAUAUGCCGGUGUCAUGACAGCGUAUGAUUUGAAGAAAACUCUUGCCGUGUUGUUGGAUAAUAUUUUGCAGCGCAUUGGCAAGCUGGAGUCGAAGGUCGACAAUCUUGUAAUCAAUGGCACAGGAACCAACUUGACCAACUCUACUACAGCUGUUCCCAGCUUGGUAGCACUUGAGAAAAUUAAUGUGGCAG